AUGAGUGGGUGUACGUGACUCAAUUGCAAAAUCCAUCAACAGCUGCUUUCCCCAGGAUUCACCUGUUUUUCCUAUUUUUUUUUUUUUCUUUUUGCUUUCGGUUGGAUUGGGUUGGUUUUUUUUUUUUGGUUUUUAUUUGGUACUAACAAGUUUCUAUAGUUCGUCUAGUUGACUUGAUAAAAUUCUUUCUCCCCAUACUUCCCGAAAUCGAACUUCCUUAUGAGUCAAUCACUUUCGAUGAGAAGAUCGUCUAUACCAUCGGUACCGCUUUCAUCUUCUUGAUUGGCCAAUUGCCCAUCUAUGGCUUGAUCCCGCAAGCGCAGUUCCAUUUGAUUGACCCGUUCUACUCCAUUAGAUCGGUUUUUGCUAUGGAAAAGGCAACGUUGUUGGAGUUGGGGUUGUUGCCCAUCAUAACUUCGGCUUUCAUUUGGCAGUUGGCCGCUGGGUUGAAAUUGAUCAAUUUGAACUUGUCGAUUAGACUAGAUCGUGAAUUGUUCCAAUCGGGCCAGAAGUUGACUAGUUGGGGUUUGGCCAUUGUGAUUGCUGCUGGGUUGAUCUACAGUGGAUACUAUGAUAAUGUCAUUCGCGGAUACAAGAGCUUAGGUAGUGCUGCUGCUGGUGGUGGGUUAACUGGUGCUGCGUUAUUGUGGAGCUAUUUCACCAUUUUCCUUCAAGUUGUCACUUGGCAAGUUGUCGUUUCCUUGUUGGUGGAGAUUUUCGAUAAGGGCUAUGGCUUUGGAUCGGGGAUCUUGUGCUUUUUGACUUUGCAAAAUGCUACUAAUUUCAUUAGUGAAUUGAUUGGGUUGGAAAUGUACCCCGUGGUCAACAACACCAAGAAAUUUGAAAGUUUGGGCGCCUUGUUGAAUUUGAUUCGUAAUUUUUCAUUCACCAAGCCCACACUCACAAUCAACCAAAUCUGGCAUGCAUUCACUAGAGUCCAAUUACCCAACUUGACUCAAUUUUACAUUGCACUUGCAUCGAUCUUGGCCGUUAUUGCAUUACAAAACUUUAGAAUUGAAGUUCCGAUUAGAUCGACAAAAGUGAGAGGCAUGAACCAAAUGUUCCCCAUUAGAUUAUUAUACUGCGGUGGACUCCCCGUGUUGUUUGCAUACACCGUGAUUGCCAAUUUACAAGUAUUUGGAUUCAUUGCGCAAUCAAUCUUGGUCAAGUUGAGACUUUCGCCCUACGUCACCGUUUUGUUGGCUAACUACGUCGUUGAACCUUACUCCAAUAGAUUGGUGAUCAAAUCCGGUUUGCUUUAUUUUUUCACCGCGUCACAGAAUUUGCUUUAUUCAAUCAUCUCGCCAUUGCGAACCAUAGUCUACAGUCUCUCCGUUGUCAUUUUGUCAAUUUGGUUCGCUUACAAAUGGUGCUACAUUUCAGGCUCAUCGCCAAAGGACAUCGCAAAGCAAUUCAAAGAUCAGGGAAUCUCCAUUGCGGGAAAGAGAGAUAUUUCCAUCACGAAGGAGUUAUCGAGAGUCGUGCCCAUUGCCGCUGUAUCGGGAGCUUUCAUCUUGAGCGCCGUCGCAGUUGCAGGUGAUGUCUUUGGCGGAUUGGGUAAAAAUGUCGCUUGCAUUGUGGGGGUCUCGUCCGCUUUUGGAAUCUUGGAAGAGUUCAUGAUUGAUUACCAGCAAGCUGGAGGCUCGCAAUUUUCCAGCGCGCUUUCGGGUUUCCAACAAUAA
Messenger RNA from Lodderomyces beijingensis, 1682 nucleotides. Lineage: Eukaryota; Fungi; Ascomycota; Pichiomycetes; Serinales; Debaryomycetaceae. The record is from the annotation of a GenBank genome assembly.